CCUUAGCAUUUCGCACAUCUGGUGUGAUUAUCAAGAGUCAUUUUUCGAGAUUCAAACACCUGAAAUAUUUCUUACGAACAUUUCACAUCUUCUUGUUGAAGGUGAGGCUCAAACACCUCCUUCACGAAAAGUUUGACUCAAACUUUAUUCGAGUUAUCAAGUGUAUACAAUAACCAUAAAUUAAUUCCUUCCUUCCUUCCUAGUUUCUUCACAUUCUAUUGUUCAAGUUAAGAUAGAAAAAAAAGUUGAAGCACCAUUAACACUAGAGUAUAUAUUAAUUCAUUAUCCUUUGCAUGCAUGUAAAUGAUAAUCAUUAACCAACUUUCCCCUGUGCAUCCGAAUAUUGACAUAGUCAAUUGUUUCAUAUAAAUAUAGAUAUGAAUAUGCUGAUAGGCACAACCAAUAAUGGAGGAGGCAAUAGCAAAGUUAGUAAACUCAUAAAAGCUCAUGUGAACGUGAAGAAACUUUCGAUCGUUGGUGGGAAGCUUACAAGGAAGAAUCGACAAAGAAAGAAAGGCCAGAAACAAAGGAGAAAGUGAAUAAACGCGUCAAGGAAUAAAGUGAAUCCAGACAUAUAUAAUAUAUAUGAUCUGGUCGAGUAAGAAAUUAAAGCGUUAUUUAGAUUUUGAAUUGAAUCGGAUUUUGAAUGAUGAUAUAAGAUAGAUCAUUAUUUACUAAACUCUAUGCCUUAAUAUUAAUUUAAUUAUAAAUUAUGAUUGGCGAUUGUGAUUCGAGGACAUUUAUCCAGCAUACUAGAUGCAGUAUCUUAGGAUUUAAUGUUUUAGAGAACUAUGAACUAGCUAGUGCUUACUCCUUCAGGGUUAGUAAAGAUAUAAUAUCAUGCUCUAAAAUUCGGCUACUUCAAGGUAUAUAUAACGUUUUCUCACUAUUGGUAUGCGGUACCCUAAACCUACUAUGGAUAUGAUAGAAGGACGAUGUAAUAACAUGCUAACCUAUAUAUGUUUUUGCAAGACAGAUAGACGAUAUGUACAUCGAUCAUGGAUGUAGUUUUAGUCCGACAGCAGGACGAUAGAGGUGUAAUCUACUGUGUAUGAAUGUUCGUGUUCGAAAGAAUCUUAAUAAAAUGGAAGGUUGAAAACUUAUGAGACUGAUCUAACCGAUCUAGUCUCUGUUGCUAAUACCUCUGGAUCAAUCAACUUGUUCAAUGGGCUCGUGCAUAUACCUUAAACAUAGCACAUUUACCAUAGAUGAUCAACAUCUAAGCAUAUCAAACAUCAAAAUGAUGAUGAUCAAACAUUACACUAGUCCAAGGCGGUGCAUGCCAAUUGCACCACCAAUGCAAUUGAGAUAGCCACACCACCACCACUUUGGAUGAUUGGCCUCUCCACUCUCCCACUCCACUAAAAGAGAAAAAAGAAGCCAACCCAAUUGCCCCCCAAAUUUCAAAGUGGGUCACUCAAUAAACAAAAGAUGUCGACUCAUCAUAUGUCCCUCCUUUCUCUACCCUAUAAAUAUGUGGAGAGAUCACUCUGCCCAAAAUGUGACAGAAACAAGGGAAGUAAGCAAAGCAAGCAACAAAUUCUACUCUGUUCUACUUCUAUGAAAAUGGAGUCUUCCCUUUGGCUUGUUCCAUUGAUGAUCGUGUUAGUGGCUAGUUGGAGCUCUACAGCAGUAGUACAUGGCCAGCUGAAAAAUGGGUUCUACUCUUCAUCUUGCCCCAAGGCAGAGGCCAUUGUCAGGUCGGCGGUCGAAUCGGCCUUCAAGGACGAUCCUUCCAUUGCUCCUGGUCUGCUCAGACUUCACUUCCAUGAUUGCUUUGUUCAGGGCUGCGACGGUUCGGUGCUGAUUUCGGGCCCUAACGCGGAGAGGAGCGCGCCACAGAACCUCGGAAUACGAGGCUUCGAAGUGAUCGACGCGGCGAAAACCCAACUGGAAGCGUCCUGCCCCGGCGUCGUCUCCUGUGCUGAUAUUCUUGCUCUGGCUGCUCGGGAUUCCGUAGAUUUGAGUAAUGGUCCAAGCUGGGCAGUCCCUACGGGAAGAAGAGAUGGGAGAGUCUCUUCUUCUUCCCAGGCAGCGGUUUUACCGUCGCCCCUCGAUUCCAUUGCUGCCCAGAGGCAGAAAUUCGCCGCUAAAGGGCUCGACGAUCACGAUCUCGUCACCUUAGCUGGAGCACAUACAAUCGGACAAACAGAGUGCAGAUUCAUGAGCUACCGUCUCUACAACUUCACGGCGACGGGGAACGCCGAUCCGACGAUCAGCCAGUCUUUCCUCGCGCAGCUUCAGACGCUCUGCCCCAGAAACGGAAACGGUCUGAAGAAGAUUCCGUUGGACAGGGACAGCCACGGGAACUUCGACACCAGCUUCUUCAAGAACGUGAAGGCAGGGAACGGGGUGCUGGAGUCGGACCAGAGGCUGUGGGACGACGCGAACACGCGGCGGAUCGUGGAGAAUUACGCGGGGACGAUUCGGGGGCUUUUCGGGUUUCGCUUCGAUUUCGAGUUCUCGAAGGCGAUGAUCAAGAUGAGUGGCGUUGAGGUGAAGACUGGGAAAGAUGGAGAGAUUAGGAAAGUCUGUUCUAGGGUUAAUUGAGUUUUGAAAUGGGUGGUGGUCACUGUAGCAACGGUUUCAAACAAUUUUCGUGAUUAAAUGUGUGAAAUGGUAUUAGGGUAGGAAUUGUGAUAUGGAUAGUAGACAUGUAGUAAACGAAGCCACGUUUAUAGUGAUUGUUGCAAUAAUUUGACGGUAUAUCUUCUGGAUUGCUAUUCGUCGCCCUAAAAUUCAAUUUUUGUCGCCCUAAAAUGCAUCAAAUUGACAAUCUUACCCUCUAACCCCAAUCUCUAACCAAAACCCUAAUCAAACAAUCCGUUACCCUGCCCAGACACUGCCAACCUCAACCCCGCCGCUGUCGUUGUGGAUUCUUCUCUCCGGCAGCCGCCACCAACCUCAACCCUCGCAGCAUGUUCGUUCCCAUGGUAAAUCGGGCGGCAACGAAGAUGGGUGACGUCGGAAGCAAAUUACGGCUGGGCAGAGAACGAAAGUAGAGGUUGGCGGCUACGACGAGCGAACUUCUUCUUCGGUGCCGACGACGAGCGAAGGCAGACUCAAACUUCUCCUUUCUCCUCGGCUCGAUCUUCAUCUUCUGUCUCGCCUCGCACUUGCCGAGCAGAGAGUUUUUUUUUUUUUUUUUUUGUUUCCAGCCGCCCGGAAGGGUUGAAAACCCAUCUCCGGCGCUUCUAGCGGCGAGUACGAACGUGCCUGAGUUAUUUACAUUUAUUCCAUUUUUUUAUUAUUUUUGGUGUAUUUGUAACUUGUAAUUCAUUAAUUUCGCUAUUUUAUUUUGUUAUUAAACAUAGUUGUAUGUGUUUGUUACUUUGUUUUAGUGUUUAUAUAUGUUUUGAAAGAUAAGAAUUAACUUAAGGAUAUUUAAGUAAUUUUAAUAAAAGUUAGGGCGACGAAUAAGAUAUUUUAGGGCGACGAAUAGCAAUGCCCUUACCUUAGUUUGAGGUAAAUUACAAGUUUGGUCACUGUGUUUGCUAAAAAAGUUCACGUUUGGUCACUGAAAAUAUUUAAAUCCAUUCGCGGUCACUAAGAUUAGUUCAACGGAUGGACUAUACAUUCAAGUAAAAUCAGAACACAACACAAAGAAUACAACUAUUUUGCACUAUAAAAGAAACAUUAUACAACUAAUUAAAUUUCAAGCAAAUAUGAUCCUAUGAAAAAUCAUCAAAACCCAUUGUUAUUUGGAUAUCGAUGAAGUGCAAUUUUCUUCAAACAUAUUUCUAGUAUUUUUCAUAAACAUUUAUCGAAAUAAAUUUGUAUAUAACGC
This is a messenger RNA of Linum trigynum, 3787 nucleotides long. The record is from the annotation of a GenBank genome assembly. Lineage: Eukaryota; Viridiplantae; Streptophyta; Magnoliopsida; Malpighiales; Linaceae.